GGUCUCAUUUUGAGUUUGGAACUUUUUGUUGUUUGCUCUACUCGAAAUAUAGAUACUUGACUCUCUCCUUGACCCGGUUCCCGAAUGCUUCAUAUGCCAUCCUUUCCCCAGAAUUGAAUCCUGAAUAAUCCUCCUUUCUGACCCUCCCCUUUUGCUGCUGAUAGUCUUGAAACCCUUUCGAACAUCACCUAGCGUGUUUUUAUAUAUGCUAGGCUCUAAACAGUUAGGAAUUACUAUAGUGCACAUUAAUGAUAAUAUUCUAGGUAAUUAGGAGGUUUUUCAGAGGCGUAUCUAGGAGUGAUUAUAUGCAAAAUGUAUCAAGAUCAACCCAAGUAUUCCUAGUGAUUUAAAUAGUACUUCUAAUCUAAGUUGUAAGUAUGCAAGUACCUACGUCUUCCUAGGACAAGAUGCCAGGCAUAGUGUGUUGUCAGCGGCGUUACCCCAUUGCGGGUGACGAGUACUGGGCUACUUUGCCUCUCCGGUUCAUCAUGUACGCUGUCCUGGGGCUCUUCUUCUGGGGCUUUCGUUGGUAUGCGAUGGGAUCAACCGCUGCUGCAGUAUUCACGCCCGCGAGCAAGAAGAUCACGAUCACAUCAAGUUCUCCUAGCACUUCUGCUGGUAGUGGAGGUGGCGGUGGAACGGUCGAUAUUUUCGUAUGGAAAGCACUGCGGGAACAUGCUACUUUUGAGUGGGAUUGGCAAGCAGUGAGAAGCAGUGCGGA
Amoebophrya sp. A25 is the source of this 721-nucleotide messenger RNA. Lineage: Eukaryota; Dinophyceae; Syndiniales; Amoebophryaceae. The record is from the annotation of a GenBank genome assembly.